Messenger RNA from Pollicipes pollicipes, 2997 nucleotides. RefSeq names its product beta-ureidopropionase pyd3 (gene pyd3). Gene Ontology annotation, molecular function: beta-ureidopropionase activity. The transcript is spliced from 7 exons. The record is from RefSeq and is a predicted model, not a curated record. Lineage: Eukaryota; Metazoa; Arthropoda; Thecostraca; Pollicipedomorpha; Pollicipedidae. Bases 158 to 1318 code for a protein of 386 amino acids.
CGGCGCGGCGCGGGCGAACUGAAGGCCUCGCGCCUGCGCUGGAGUGUGGUGGCGCGGGUUUGCCGCGGCGGCGGUCGGUAAUAACGUCAGGGUGCAAAAUUUUUGCAAAAUUUAGUUCCGUUCAAUUGAAGCCGGCAGUGAAAAGUUGUGUGCCAAAAUGGGUGAAGAAAUCAAAAGCGUCGAAUCUAUCCUGGAGAGCAGACUGGAAGGAAAUGAGCUCUCUGAAGUAAAGCGAAUUCUGUUUGGAAAGGAGACAAGUGCGCUGGACCUGCCGAAGGAGGCCCGGGACGCCGCCGCUGGUGCCUCGUUUGAGCUGGCCGGGUACAAGUUCACCGCCGAUGCCGAGGAGACGCGUCCGCCCAGGGUGGUGCGUGUGGGCCUGAUCCAGAACCAGAUCGUGCUGCCAACCACGGCGCCGGUGACGGCCCAGCGUGAGGCGCUCUGGGCGCGCGUCGCCCAGAUGGUGAAGGCGGCGGCGCAGUGCGGCGUCAACGUCGUCUGCUUCCAGGAGGCCUGGACGAUGCCGUUCGCCUUCUGCACGCGCGAGAAGCGGCCGUGGUGCGAGUUCGCCGAGAGCGCCGAGGACGGUCCCACCACCAGGUUCCUGCUGGACCUGGCGACGCAGUACAACAUGGUGAUCGUGUCGCCGAUCCUGGAGCGCGAGACCGCGCGCGGCGACGUGCUCUGGAACACGGCCGUCAUCAUCUCCAACCGCGGCCACGUCAUCGGCAAGACGCGCAAGAACCACAUCCCGCGCGUCGGCGACUUCAACGAGUCCACCUACUACAUGGAGGGCACGUUGGGCCACCCCGUGUUCGAGACCGAGUUCGGCCGGAUCGCCGUCAACAUCUGCUACGGCCGCCACAUGCCGCAGAACUGGAUGGCGUUCGGUCUGAACGGCGCCGAGAUCGUCUUCAACCCGUCGGCGACGGUGGGCGCGCUCAGCGAGCCCAUGUGGGGCGUGGAGGCGCGCUGCGCCGCCAUCGCCAACUCGUACUUCACGUGCGCAAUCAACCGCGUCGGCACGGAGCGCUUCCCGAACGAGUUUACGUCGGCGGACGGGCGGCCGGCGCACCGCGACUUCGGCCACUUCUACGGGUCGAGCUACGUGGCGGCGCCGGACGCGAGCCGUUCGCCGGGGCUGUCGCGCGUCGCCGACGGCCUGCUGGUGGCCGAGCUCGACCUGAACCUGUGCCGCCAGGUGCGCGAUCGCUGGUGUCUGCGCAUGAACCAGCGGCUGGGCCUGUACGCCGAGACGCUGGCGGCGGCGGCGCGCCCCGACUUCCGGCCGCAGGUGGUGCCGGACCGCGCCGACUGAGCGGCCGGCGGCGGCGGCUCGGCUGCCGCGGACGGACGGACGGGCCUGCUGGCCGGAUGACUGACUGACCGACGAACGGCGUGACGUGUGGACGGAGCUGGACCGGCUGGGACGGAGACGGACCGACCUCUGACUGACUGAUCACCGACCGCAGCGGUGUGGGAGGGCAGGGCCAGGGGACCCGCUGGGUCUACGGAGAGGGGGCCGGGACAGACAGACCAGUCACCGACCGUUCGCAACCUGCCGAUCGGUGCGCCAAGAGACGAUUUCAUCACUCGGUCGCUGCGCCGUUAAGCCGGCUGACGAACGUGACGUCACCACAACACUUCCGACUGGCUGGUCGGCCAUAUCAGACAGCGAAUCGGGCGACGGGUCAGAGUAUCGACUGGACGGCGUGACCUGCAGCUGAGCGACCUGCCGGCUGCGUGGUACCGCUCUGCGCUGGUAGGGGGGGGGGGGGGAGACAAGGACGUGCUGCGGGCUGGGAGCCGCUGCGAAGGACGGUUCGGCUGCCCGAACGCCGUGACGGAUGUGCCGGGUGCAGCUGCUGGGUGGCAGCAGCAGGUGACGGCGAGCCGGACUGGUCCGGACGGCCGGCAGCGGGGACGACUGACCGCCCGUCACCUGGCUGGCCGAGGUCACCGGCGGCACGCCGCGGAUGCUGGACAUGUGCGACGCCGCGGCUGACUUCUGGCGGGAAUCCACACUGCCGGGGCGGGGGGCCUUCGAACUAUCAAACGGUGACAACAACGGGACCACUAACGGCGAGUGAUGUAAGAAUCCGUCUUGUUCGCUACUUCAGGGUAACGUGUGUCAAAGUACCUGACCCGACAUUCCCGCCGGCACCUGCGGAAUGUGGAGUCCGUAUGCGUCGGCAUCCACCUCCGGCCAGUACAGGUGCGCAGUGCCACAAAAGGAUACCUCAGGUCCUCGGAGGUCGUCUCCGGCUUCGGACUGGGCUCGUCUUCCGUCUGUGACAGGCGUCUUCGUGUGGAGUCCUGUGCUCAUGUUCGAUGUGGCGUGCCGGGCGCGGUGCCUAUCAAUGGGCUGGCGGCACUCGUACAACGGGGUAAUCUCGCCGCGUAUUCAUGAGCGGGGGCCUGUGUUGUCGCCGCUGGCUGUGGGCAGUUAGUGGGUGGGGUGCAUGGCGGGAUUAAUGGCUAUCCUGCACGUGCUGCUGCGGUGCGCGGGGAUGUCCCGUGGCCGGCUGUGGCACGGGCGCUAGCGUAACAGGACUAGUUUGGGGCGUUUGCCAAUCGCGCUGUCCAGCGAACACGAAUCUCCGUCAGUGGUGAUGUACGACGUUUAUGUAGUCUUGCCGGGAUCUGAAGCUAGUAUUCGGCUGUGUUUGGGCACUCAGUUAACCUGUGUAGUAUGUUAGAUUGCGAGAGAUGUAUAUCUACGGUAUAUUCUUGUACGCGGUUUGUUUACUCAGAUAAGUAUUUACACUUCGAAGGCGUUUUGGGGCCAUGUUCUGGUGUAAACCUGUGAUGGGUGUUAGCGCUGCUCACAUUCGGCGCAUUACGAUGUGCUUUUGCUCGUUGUAAUGCUGUCAAGCGCGCUUACUAAUACUCACCAGAACCAACUGAGGCUUUGUUUCUGUCCGCCGCAGUGCGGUAACGAGUACCUUCUCGCCCUGCUGCGGACGCGCGCGUGUGACCAAUACACUGACGCGCCAG